AUGGAAGUCAAUGUUGAACUAAAAUGUUCGGAUACAAGGGAAACGAAGCAUUUAAAAAUAACUGUAAACGACUGGGAUAGUAGAUGUGUUAAGGAUCUGAAAAAGAUUUUUGAAGAAGAGAUUCAAGUUCCAUGUUGCGAUCAGAAACUCUUUUAUCAAGGAAGACAAUUUGGGAACGAUAACUUGUUUCCUCUUGUGAAAUUAUACCUUCGGGAAGGCGACACUGUUAGUUUAGAAUGCAUUUCACAAGGAAAACUCAAAGAAAUGAAGGAGUUUUUAAAAGAUAUUAAGGAUUUUUCAGACUUCAUUACCAGCAAGAACCAAACUGAAAUUUUGACAGUCAACGAAUUGACGAAAGAUGACCAAGGCUCGCGUCCAAAUUACGACCAUGUAACUCAAGCAUUAGAAUUGUUGUCAUUUGACUUUUUCAUUCCUUGGAAAAAUGUCAAGUCCGUAGUCCACCGUCAUUUCUUUGUUCAAGAAGGUGGUUUUGAUGCUUUCAUGGAAGUUUUAAAGUUUGCAAACAAAAGGUACACAUUGGACGGAAGACUCAUGGCAAAGUAAGUGUUAGCUUAAUGGUUCUAUGGUCUAGUUUUAGAGUAGUUGACUGGAAAGAGAUGAUUUGGUUUUAUGCACUGAUUUGAUGAUGUGAUGCAACCCUUCUGUGCAUCAACGCAGCAUGAAAAGCCACUAGGCCCUAGAGCAUAAGCUAUCUAUGAAAUCUACACUCUUAAUCCUCCCAGUAUCAAUUAACAAUUCUCAUGCAAAUAAAUUAUUCUUGAUUUUUCUUUUUUGUGUUACCAUGUUCCCACCAGUAGCAUGGCCCCAUCUUUCCAUCUUAAACCACAUAACCCACAGUUCCCCAAGUCCCUCUGACAAAGGGCUACAUCUUGAGACAACAGGUGUAGAAUCUCUUUAUGGAGCCCAAUUCACAUUAUCAACCUAGUUGAUGAAAUUAGAUUACCUUGGAAUAUCAAUGAUGCAGCACCAAAAAUUUACUAGAAACCUGUCCUUUGGUUGUUUGGUUGUCUCUAUCACAAACAUCUCAACAAUCUGCCGUGAAGUCAUUUUAUUAAGACAUUCACUUCCACCAAAGUUGUCAAAUUGUCUGUCUGUAUAUUUCUGGGAACAUCUAUGAUGUACAUGUAACUCUAAAAAUUUUUCUUUACCAAUGCUUUGUACCUGAUAUUUUCAUAGAAAUAAAUGUGCUCGUUAAAAUGGUGGGUGACUUUGUAGAAUCACUUUCUUUUUCAUAUUUUCUAAGGAAAUAUCUUGGAGAAUGCAAGGAAGGUGAUUUGAGCGUAUUGGAAAACCGCUUAAAAAUGUUGAAUGACCAGCAGACGGGAUUGCAUGCAGACUGCCUGAGCUUUCUGUGGAAUUUCUCUGAGACAUGGCAUGAUCGCAGGUUGUUGAUACAGAAAGGAGGGCUCCCAUAUGUUGUCAAGGCUCUGCUCUCCAAUCCUGACCAGUACCUAGUUUUUUCUGCGGAGUAUUGGCAGGUGGCAAGGAUCAAUGAAACAGCUGUGGGCUGCCUUGUUCAGUAAGACUUCUGUUGUACUUUGUCAUAGACUGAUUAUUGUAUUGAUCACAAAAAUAGCUUAAGUCAUUGGUAGGGUACUGAUAAGAUAUUUUCUACAAGUGAACUUCAGAGACAUCAGCCCAGGUUAAGUGCAGUAACUCGAUUCUAUGUUUGUAUUGUGAAUGAAGAGGUCCCAUUUAUGAACUUCAAGCAAAUUUGUCUGCAUAUACUGUAACUUAUAAAUGAGGCUCUGAAAAAGUUCUUCUCUGCUCCUUAGGUAUGCAGAGUUCCCUGAUUGUCAAGAAGUGAUUGCUCAAAGUUCUAAAAUUGUCAACAAACUGAUAUUUAUGUUGGAAGCAUCAAGCCAGUUGAGCUUUCCCUUGGAUGUCACACACUCAAACAUUUACACAGAAUAUGCUUCCCAGAUUGCUGCAAAUACUCUAUUCUGCUGUGCAUGCAGUGUGCAAACACCAAAGAUUCUGGUAGAAAAUGGUAUGCAUAAAAAGAUGAUAGACCUCAUGCAGCAAGCUAAUAUUAAUGACUUGGCCACCAGGUAUAACUAAAUUUUAAAUGUAUAUUUUUUGAUGAAUUUAAUUAAAAAUAUGUUAUUUGCUGGUACAGAGAUACUGUAUGUAGAGUAAAAAAAUGGGUUUAUGUCUUGAAGAUGUUACCUUGGGUCUGCAGUGAAGGGUAGCUGCAAGGUCACAGUUUCUCACAAACAAUAUGUUACCUCUCAAAAAUCAGACAUUUGUUUCAAGUUAAUCUCCCUCUCAUGUCUCAUGAAAUCCAAGAAAAUGUUGCAAAUCAAUCCUCUUACCAAUUGAUUGAGUAAGAUCUGUAUGAAGCCUCUACAAAAGCCUCACACAGUUGUAUUUGUACACAGUGCUGUAUCAUAAAUUAACAAGCAAUGACAAGAAUUUGAAAUUUCUGUUACACCCUUGACAGCCAUUUUCCUCAAUUAAUCAAAUGUCUUUACUUGUAGUUACUACUGCACCUUGUUCCUUGCAAGAAUAAGGUCAUCUGCAUUGGUUCAGUUGGAUUCCGAAACAGCUCAAAGCAUUGAUGAUCUCAUUGUCGCCUUUCUUGAAGAAUACUCACCUAUUGAUGUGUCAACUUGGGAAGAAAAACACAACUAUGUCUGGGUCACCAUGAUACCCUUUGUAAGUUUGGCCUUUUCAGGAAAACAAUAUGAAAGGGAAAAAUCUGCUCUGGUUAGCAAGAAGUCGGAGAAAGAAGGUUAUAGCUCAAAACCUCACCUAGCUGGAAGUAAAUGUGAUAUCAUGGAAAGGAAGGUGGAUACAAAAGUGGGAGCAAUGGUUGGGGGCAAUCAGUCUCACUCAGGCAAACAUGCUGAUUCCACAAGUUAUAGUCCUGGAUCCUGGUUCACUGGUACAACAUCAUGUCCAAGAAUGCUUGGGUCUUUAGAGACUCAACAACUUGGACUUUUUACACUGGAGCACAUGCUGAAUUCAAGUGAAAACCGACAGCUUUUGGAUGAGGAACAUUUGUUGCCAUAUCUCCAAUGUUUGUGUUGGUAUGUUGGUGCAGAAGAUGGAAGGAUUGUGAAAGAAGAAUUGACCAAGCAUUGGACACCAAGUCCUGCACCUCUUAAAAUAAUUUGCAAAUCAAGUCUGGCUUUUCAACAUGGAUUUGAGGCUGCUUUUAAAAUGUGACAAACUAAACAAUUAUCCAUUCCCUAAUUUGGUUGUUUGUCGCACAAAUGUCAUACUUGUCAGUAGUGAUAAGUAUUUUUGUCGCAGCUCAGUGCAUGAGAGUUAUCAACUAGGAUCUCUUCUCACUCACCAACAUAACCCCCUUCCCCCCCCCAACCCAUGCAUGGAAUUUUUAAAAUUAAGAAUACCCUUAAACAAGUUUUACAACAUUUUCCAUCUGCUCCUUAUUUAUCUAUAUUCAAAAAGUUGCUAUUAAAAGUUGCCAUUCUACCAGAGAUUUCCGAAUAAAAUUAGAUUCAGGAAAGAACUGAGGUGCUUACCUCUAGAAGGAAAUUUUACCAAAUGGAAGAACUUUGUUUUUUACUCCUAUCCACUUUUGAAUUUUCAGCACUUUAAACCGAUUUAAACAUUGUCACAAUGGGGAAAAUUAGCUUCAUGAUGUAAUAGUUCCAUGUACAAAUAAUGGAUGUAGCUAAUUUAUGUAUAAGAAUAUUGUACAUACGUACUUAAUGCACAGCAGUUGUAAGCAAUUGGUCUAUUUCCACAAGUUUUAAUUAGUAUAAUUAUUAUAAUUGACUUAUGGCCUUUGUCUUGUUAAGUACAGCAAAUCUCUCCCUUGUUAUACAAGCAGUAUUAAUUGAUACAUGUGAUUUAAAUAAUCUGUAGUAAGUUAUUAUUUUAACUUUCUAACACUAUUCUUAGAUGAUAAAUGUACCACAAAUAUUUCAGUACAAACAUUAUAUUGUUGGUUUGAUGUGACACAUGAUGCACAGGACUUAUAAAUGUGAUGGGGA
This is a messenger RNA of Pocillopora meandrina, 3986 nucleotides long. The record is from the annotation of a GenBank genome assembly. NCBI's taxonomy places the organism in Eukaryota, Metazoa, Cnidaria, Anthozoa, Scleractinia, Pocilloporidae.